AUGAGUAAGCCUGAAGACCUGGACAUUGCAGACUGGCUUUCUGCCAUCCAUCUUGAAAGGUACCAGAACAGCUUUAGGCAGCAUGGGUACCAUAGAGUCAAAGAUAUCCUUUCUGUGGACAAUGAUGUUCUCCAGAAAAUUGGUGUCGGAGCAACUGGCCAUAGAAAAAGAAUCAUGAGUCGACUGCGUCACAUUUCUGGAGAAUCAAACUCAUUACCAACUUUUCGGAACAUUGAGAAGACUGACUCCCAGGAAUAUUCCCACAUAUCUCAAAAUGAUGAUAACAUUAUUAAAAAUACCAGCAAUGAAAAAUUAGGUGAUUCGGAGUCGGUUAUCAAACCAGUGCCGAAACCUAGGACAGUAUUUAGUAAAUACAAUGCAAAUGCUACAACAGCAGCAAGCAUAUCAGCCAUUCAAUCACCUGUUUCUUUAGACAAUUAUUCAAAUGUCGCUAGAAGGUCUUCUUUUCAGGAAACAGUUGUUCCAAGGGGAAACAACUUAGAUACAGAGAACUGUAAUUCAUGUAUGGAGCCAAAGCCAGGAGGGGUGGAGCUGGAGGCUGGGGUUCCUAAGACUACAUCCGCUGAGGCUGGGAAACCAUUUCAUCCCAUUCCUUCUCUGCCUAUGCGUCAGAACAAAGAAAGUCUACAGCCUGGAUCCUCUUACCAGCAACACAAGACUCAGAUGGAAGCGGAUACUAUACAGUGUUCCCCGUUAUCGAGUCUGUCUUCCUUUGCUGGAAAUGAAGAGGAAGUCACCUCCUUUUCAACCAAUCCUUCUUCUCCACAGGAAACACUAACAAUUAUAUCCAAUGAAAUCUAUUCUGGGUUUGGUUCCAGGACUGGCUGUGUCAGCUGUGCCCCAGACACUGAAGCCCCACAAAUACAUAUAAACUCCCCUGACAUGAUUAAGCAAGAAACAACAUCAACACAAGAGCGAAAGAAUUGCCCAGGUUCUUCGGAAGCUGCAUUGCCCGUGGUUCCAGAAAGACCCGUCUCUAGUUUAGUAACAGCUGAAGAAAUCAACCCUUACUGUGAAACCGUCUUCAACCGAAUCUCUCACACUCAGGAACCAAAGGAUAACAAGAAUGGCAAAAUACGAACAUGUUCCACCAUGCCAAUGUUUACACCUGGUGAGGAAAGAUGUCAUUCCUGGAAUUCUGGCGAUGCACCAAUGGAGAAGAAGAGUGAGGUUGAAGAUGGGAAAGCACAGCGAAUCACACAGAUUGUGCACAAUGACCAGGAAGGUUACGCCACUGUGGACUCUCCAGUGGAUGACAAAAGGUUCAGCCUCCCCUCUCACCUGUACCCAGAUGAAAUAACAGAGGACAUGACCAUAUCACCCUACGCUAGCUUCACUUCCAUGUAUGACAAGUCAAGGCCAGUGCUAGUUGGAUGGCUGGAUAAGCUGUCCCCACAAGGGAACUAUGUUUUCCAGAGAAGAUUUGUAAAAUUUGAUGGAAAUAAUCUGAUGUAUUUCAGUAGUGAUAAGGACAUAUAUUCUAAAGGUGUGAUACCCCUGGCCUCCAUUGAAAUGGCCCGCUCAACAAAGGAAAACAAAUUUGAAGUGGUCACCAAACACAGGAUUUUUGUCUUCCGAGCUGAGAGUGAAGCUCAAAGAAGUGAAUGGUGCUCAACGAUCCAAAACAAGGUGAAAGAACAGCGCAUGUUUAAUCCUCGCUCACGCUCAAGCUGUCUUCUCUUCGGUCAGAGGUUCGGCUAUCUGGAGCUCAAAGGUUAUAAGUCAAAAAUCUAUGCUGUUCUUACUACGGAUCAAUUAUGGAUUCAUAAGAAUGAACAGUUUUACAAAAUGGGAAUGGGGAUGUUUGUGAUCGAUAUGAAUGGCUCUACUAUCCGAGACGCAAAGAACAAGACAUUUGAAUUGAUCACGCCACAUAAAACCUUCAGUUUCACUGCAGAGUCAGAGAGGGAGAAGAAGGAAUGGAUGGAAGCCCUGUUGGAAUGUAUAUCUGAGUCCCUGUCAGACUAUGAGGUCGCUGAGAAGAUCUGGUCAAACAAAGCCAACAAGUCAUGUGCAGACUGCCGAACCUGCAGCCCAGACUGGGCCUCCAUUAACCUGUGUGUAAUCAUAUGCAAGCAGUGUGCGGGUCAGCACAGGAGCUUGGGAACGAACAUCUCCAAAGUGCAGAGUCUGAAACUAGACACAAGCAUCUGGAGCAAUGAGAUUGUACAGCUAUUUAUUAUCCUGGGUAAUGAUCGAGCAAACCGGUUCUGGGCUGCACGGCUUCCACCAUCAGAGGCACUUCAUCCGGAAGACAGUAUUGAACAAAGACGAGACUUUAUAGCACACAAGUACAGAGAUGGGAAAUAUAGAGGUCCUCACCCCAGCCACAGCACACAAGAGGACAUUCUCAAGGUGCUCUCUGGUGCUGUUUCAGGACCAAACUUGCUAAAGACAGUCAUGCAGUUCUUCCUCGAUGCUGAAUCUGUAGCCGAGCCAUUUGACAGCCCUACUCUCUCUGCCUACUCAGCGGACAACUGGAGGGCAAGCUCAUACAGCCUCAACACUGAAGGACUCUUUCAAGAUGACUCAAACGAAGGAAGAGUGUAUGAUGAGAUCAUGCAGCCCGUGGUGCAUUCUGGGUACUUGAACAAGGCUGCUGUUUUGAGCAAAACAUUUACAGCCAAGAAAACAAAAGACGACUACCAUAAACACUGGUGUGUCCUGGAAAGAUCCCUCUUAUUUUAUGAGAAUGACAAAAGCACAGAACUGGUUGGGAAGAUUGGUCCAUCAGAAGUGGUUUGCUUAGGAGUGAACAAACUCGACGUCUUGAGCAGCCCAGCACCCAUGGAAAGGUUUCGGUACAUAUUUGAAAUUUUCUUGGCUUCUGAAAAAGUGCACCAGUUUGGGACUGAUGCUGCUGAGACACUGCAGACAUGGACAAGUGCCAUAGGAAAGUGGUUCACCCCAAUCAGCUGCCACUGUCUGCUAGUAUAUGAGUUCCAGCGAGUGGGUAAGAUGCGCUACAAAGCAAUGCUGAACCCAGAUCAGUGGAAGGAAGGCUUCUUUCUGUUACAGAAAAGUCAUCUUUUUAUCUGUCCAGAGGAACAGAAUGCAGCAGAAGACAGUGUCAAUUUGCGUAGUCUCCAGGAGCUCACUGUAUCACCAGCAGCGGAAAAUUCUGAGAAGAAAGAUAUAUUAAUACUGGUAGAAAAAGGAAGGACCCUGUAUUUGCAGGGUUUCACAAGGGCAGAUUUCUUGGCAUGGAGUUCAGAUAUCCAGACAGCAGCAUGCAGUGGUGGCAACAUGUUACGUGACCAGCAACUUAGUAGGAAUGACAUUCCCAUCAUUGUGGACAGCUGCAUUGCGUUUCUCACUCAGUACGGUCUCCGCCACGAGGGGAUAUAUAGAAAAAAUGGAGCCAAAUCUCGGAUUAAACUGCUGAUGGACGAGUUCCGAAAAGAUGCCCGAAACGUCAAACUCCGCAUCAGCGACAAUUUCGUUGAGGAUGUCACAGAUGUGUUGAAGAGGUUUUUCAGGGAGCUGGAUGAUCCUAUUUUCACAACAGAGCGCCAUCCGCAGUGGAGAGAAGCUGCAGAACAUCAAGAAAGGUCAAAGAGGCUAGAAAAAUACAUGGAGCUGAUUGACCACCUUCCUAAAGUCAAUCGAGCUACACUGGCUGCCCUGAUUGGUCACCUCUACCGGGUCCAAAAAUGUGCAGACCUAAACCAGAUGUGCACCAAGAAUCUUUCACUUUUGUUUGCUCCGAGCUUGUUCCAAACAGAGGGCAAAGGAGAACAUGAAGUGAAGAUAAUGGAGGAUUUGAUUGACAAUUAUCCUAGUGUUUUCUAUAUUGAUGAAGAGCAGGUGACACAAAUGGAUUUGGAAAACAGCCUAAUCACCUCCUGGAAAGAUGUACAGCUGUCACAAGCCGGAGAUCUCAUUAUUGAGGUUUACUUGGAAAGGAAAGAACAAGACUGCUGUGUCACUUUAAAGGUCUCUCCUAUAAUGACUGCAGAAGAACUGACCAAUCAGGUUUUGGACAUGAGGAAUAUUCCAGCCAGCACAGACAUCUGGUUGACCUUUGAAGUUUUUGAAAAUGGUGAACUGGAGAGACCAUUACAUCCCAAGGAGAGAGUCCUAGAGCAAGCCCUGCAGUGGUGCAAGCUGGCAGAGCCUAGCUCUGCUUACCUGCUUGUGAAGAAGAUUUCAUUUGCUGAAGGAAGCUGUCUGUUUACAGGUACAAAGAGAGAAACCCCAAAAUGUGGCUUGUUGAAAUGCAGAGAAGAGACCCCAAAGCUGCUGGCCAGCAAAUUUCAGGAGAGAUAUUUUGUUAUCAAGGAUCGCAAACUUCUUCUGCUUAAAGAGAAAAAGAGUUCCAAACCAGAAAGAGAGUGGACUCUUGAAACUGCCAAGGUUUACAUGGGAAUUAGAAAGAAAGUGAAACCGCCAACUCCAUGGGGCUUCACUAUACACUUGGAUAAACAGCAGUUGUGCCUAUGCUGCAUAACACAGGCAGAGAUGUGGGACUGGAUCACUAGUAUUCUUAAGGCACAGCAUGAUGACCUCCGCCCAGUGAUUUUAAGGCGCCAUUCCUCCUCUGAUGUAACCAAGCAAAAAUUUGGCACAAUGCCUUUAGUUCCGAUUCGUGGUGAUGACACCAACUCUACCAUGGUGACAGCUAAUCAGACACUGCGUCGUCUCCAUACAAGACGGACUCUGUCAAUGUUCUUUCCUAUGAAGAUGCAUCAAGAUUCUCUAGAAGAGCUUCAGGAAAUCCAAGAUGAUGAGCAUGAGCCUGUGUAUGAAGAAGUAGGAAAUUUUCACUGCAUACUAUCAACAGAACGAGUCCAUCUGCCUCUCCUCCUGGACCGGACAAAAAAGCCUGUAUUAAACUCAAAUCAAAACCAGAUAAAGGCGACUACAUCGCUCCCAACAAAACCCAGUUCCCCAGAGAGGACCGACAGAGAGCAUUAUAACAAGACUCAUUCUCUAGACAGAAACAUCUGUGUAGAAAAUUUGAAGACUUUCCCAAGUGAUAGCAAUAAAUCAGUCAUGGCAGACAGAGGUGCCGGUCCUAGCAUCACAAAAUCAAAUUCCCUAGAAAGGCAGGUGGAGCCAAAUCGAACUCCACUAGGUACUACAAGAACACAGGGUGGAAAAAGCACACUCGACCUGAGCACAUUACCACUGUUUUUUGAGCCAACAGCCCCUUCAGACUCACCAAAGGUUCCGGUGUGGAAGAAAACCUUGCCUCUUGCUAUGAAUAUGCAAGAUAAGCUGGUCCAGGAGCUCAACUCCAUGCUUAAUAAGAAAAAUGAAACUGGCUCAGGAGCAGGUCAGCAAGUGACGUGACCUAGUAUGUCCCUAUCCUAUGAAUUAUCUUCAGUCUUGAACUCUGGCAUGGCACUCUGUUGUAUAUUGAUUUGAAAUAUGAACGUGAGUCCAGAUGAAAACUGUAACCAUGAGCUAACAUGGCACUAUGAAGUCAUUGGCUUUUAGCUUUGAUAUGUCCUAAAUGUAAACUAAAUAUUCUUUGUACAAAGAUAUUCAUCUUUAGAUCAGUACCAUGCUUCAGCACAUUGCUACUCAAUAUCCAUUCCCAUUAUUGUAUAAAGUCAAUGAUGUGUUAAAACUAUUUAAUUCUUGUGACUAUUAAGUUAUAUAUAUUUUAUUAAGGUAAAGUUGCCGGAAUAAUAGUUAUGCCAUUUGGAUGU
Nanorana parkeri is the source of this 5678-nucleotide messenger RNA. RefSeq names its product ArfGAP with RhoGAP domain, ankyrin repeat and PH domain 3 (gene ARAP3). The transcript has 34 exons. Gene Ontology annotation, biological process: signal transduction; positive regulation of GTPase activity. NCBI's taxonomy places the organism in Eukaryota, Metazoa, Chordata, Amphibia, Anura, Dicroglossidae. The record is from RefSeq and is a predicted model, not a curated record. The coding region runs from base 1 to 5316 and encodes 1771 amino acids. Gene Ontology annotation, molecular function: phosphatidylinositol-3,4,5-trisphosphate binding; protein binding; GTPase activator activity.